AAAGUAGUUUCUCUCAGUCAAGUUCAAUAACACAGCAUAACAGUACCGGGUAGCGAGCAGUCGUGUUGAUAACCGUUUGAAAGCAUAUGCAAAAUUUGCAUUCAUUUUUCAAAAGGCGCUAAGAAUUUGCAUCGCGGAGUCCUUUAUGGAGCAAUAAUGAAGUAUAUCAUUAUAUUUGUGAUAAUAUCGUGUAUUACGCCGAUUGUGGUACCGGCUAAAUACGUUUUGCCGAAAUGGAAGAAACAGCCUUCCACGGUGGCUCUAUACGAGAAGAGUGUUCAGGCCUGCGAGCUGCCAGCCGUGCAGAGCGAGCACAGUCACUACGUGUGUGAUGAUAAGGGGGAGCCGAAGUGCCUGCCUGGGUGGCAAGGGGAUCUGUGUGAUGUGCCCAUUUGUAGGAAGGGCUGCGAUCCGUUGCAAGGAUACUGCAAGCGGCCGGGAGAGUGUCGCUGCAAGCUAGGUUUCUAUGGAGAGAGGUGCAACAAAUGCAUACCGUUACCUGGCUGUCAGCAUGGGUACUGUAAUGUGUCCUUUGAGUGCAUAUGCAGAGAAGGAUGGGAUGGAAUCUUCUGCUCUGAACCAAUGUGCCGCUCCGACUGCCACGCCACGCGCGGGUUCUGUGAGUCCCCCGGCGAGUGCCGCUGUCGUCUUGGCUGGGCGGGCCCCACGUGCCGCGCCUGCCAGCCGUUGCCGGGCUGCCAGCAUGGAUACUGUGACAAGCCGCUAGAGUGUAAAUGCCUGCCAGGGUAUACUGGCUUGUUGUGUCAGACGCCAAUCUGCGCACCCGGCUGCCACGGGGAGCGCGGCUACUGCCGGCGGCCAGGCGAGUGCCGCUGCAAGGUCGGGUGGACGGGCGCCAACUGCGCGCAGUGCCACCGCUACCCGGGCUGCGUGCACGGCACCUGCAACCGCCCCUGGGAGUGCAUCUGCAAGAAGGGCUGGGGCGGCAUGCUGUGCGAUGAAGAACUAAAUUACUGCGAAAACAACCCUGACACAUGUCAAAACGGCGGGAAAUGCCAGUCCCUAGAGUCCGGUGACGGCUUCUUCAGGUGUCAAUGCCCUCCCGGAGUGAGCGGGAAACAUUGCGAGAACGUUCCAGAAAGUAGCACUACUAGUAACGUCACAGAUACUACUACAGAAGCUGCCACAGAUAAUGAAACGACUACAAAAGAAGACGAAGGCAGUGAUGAUAAUGAGACUGAAUAAGCUGUGACAAUUCAGUUUUGUAUGUUGUUAGUGAUCAAUGUUAACUUAUUUUUCUUUAAGAAUCUGUUGGAAUACAUAACUUUAUGUCGCGGAAAUUUUUUAAAUUUAACUUUGCAUCUGUAAAAAUAUUUUAAUGUAUUUAAUGCUGUUUAAUAGUGCCAUUGCAUUGGUGACUAGUUUAAAUUAUUGAUUCAUCAAAGUGCAUUUAAAAAUGAAGUUUAUCUUUGCUUUGAAAUAUAUUUCACGAAUACCUACUGAUUGUGUGUAUGUAGAGAAUUGUGUACGACAUUUUGUAAUAAUAAUUUAAUAAAUUUUGACUGACAAAUUAUUACUCACUGUAGUUUUAAGUAUUUAUUUGUAAAUUAUAAGAUUUUUAUAAUAAACUAUUUGAAAUA
This is a messenger RNA of Colias croceus (clouded yellow), 1601 nucleotides long. Its product is annotated as neurogenic locus protein delta. The transcript has 6 exons. Gene Ontology annotation, cellular component: membrane. Bases 157 to 1206 code for a protein of 349 amino acids. The record is from RefSeq and is a predicted model, not a curated record. Gene Ontology annotation, molecular function: calcium ion binding. NCBI's taxonomy places the organism in Eukaryota, Metazoa, Arthropoda, Insecta, Lepidoptera, Pieridae. Gene Ontology annotation, biological process: cell communication.